This is a messenger RNA of Malaya genurostris, 4054 nucleotides long. Its product is annotated as putative ATP-dependent RNA helicase DHX57. The record is from RefSeq and is a predicted model, not a curated record. Bases 107 to 3946 code for a protein of 1279 amino acids. Gene Ontology annotation, cellular component: intracellular anatomical structure. Gene Ontology annotation, molecular function: metal ion binding; protein binding; ATP binding. NCBI's taxonomy places the organism in Eukaryota, Metazoa, Arthropoda, Insecta, Diptera, Culicidae. The transcript has 3 exons.
GCGUUCGUUGGGAGGAGUUUGCUCGUGUUUUAUAGAAUUCCUGUUGAGUAAUCCAAAACUAAUCUGUUUUCAGGACCUGUUAUUACAAACCAAAAUUGUCAUAACAAUGGACGAGGAAAGUCGUCAACUGUUAGGAGAUUGUUUCCUGCGGACCAUUGUGAAUCCUCGUGCAACAAAUGCCCCACUGGAACCUCCGCCAACAAAAGCACCGGUUAAAGCGGAACUGCAGGUUCUCCGGUUGAAGGAGGAAUCACGGAACCUUAUAAUGGACACACUACGAGCUAUUCACGGUGAAACGUUUCAAUUGGGUGAUAUUACUAAAUACGAAGACAAAGGAGGUCGUAUGAAAAAGUCUUACUGGCAGGAUCGAGGGAACCUAGUCGUACAGGGAGGAUGCGAUUAUUCGUAUGUGAAAAAAACCACCAACAGCGGUGAGGAUAAAUUUCGGAUGUACGCAUUGAUCAAGCUGGAGAGUUACGGGUUUGCGAAACGGCACUGCGAGGAAGCCCUGGAUCACUGUAACGGCGAUGUUGAUGAUGCGUUGGGGAUACUGUUUAGUAAGUACUUCCCUGCUCCGGUAGAUUUACUUCAAAUGGAAUGUGAUAUGAACGACGAAGAACUCGCCCAAAUGAGGAAUGAUGAAAAGGAAGCAUUGGAAUCGAUUUACGAUAAAUUGUUUAUUGAAAAAGAACGGAACCGUGUGUGGCAGUUGAAGUUUAAAAUAGACCAUUUGCUGGUUCACAGUCCUUCGGAAGUGAAAAAGUUGGAAAAGAGGAAACAGCAGGAAAUUGAAGAGGAACGGCAAAGGCAGUUGGCAGCAAAGGCAAAGAAAAAACCUAAGAAGGAGCCUUGCUGGAACUUUGCUAAAGGAAAAUGCAGAUACGGUAAUAAGUGUUAUUUUUCGCAUGGUGCAGAAUCCGAUGGGGAGGAAUCGAGCAAAAAAGAAAAACAAAAGGAAGAAGAAGACCCAAGUUGGUUCUUCCUGGAAAUUCGUUUCCAUAAAAAGAGUAAAUAUCCUUUUGAAGCACCUUUACUAUUUCUGAAGACUACUUGCGCAGAUAUUCCGCAUCAAUUAUUGUUGCGAGUAGCGCGUAUUCUAGUUCAGGAAUCGAUUAAAAUUACCCAAGACGGAAUGCCGUGUGUUUACACGAUAGCAGAGCUGCUUCAGAAUGACGAAGAAAUUACCCGUUUCAUUGAAUUAGAUCGCUACCGAUUUCCGGAUCCUCGUCGUUCACUUUUCUAUGAACCCGAACUGGACUCCCUGAAUAGCUUAACAAUCGAAGAUCUUCCAACGCAUAACCAAAUGGGCCUGACGCAGCGUUCGUGCGGUAUAAAAACGAACCCAGAACAGCGGUUGAAGGAUGAUUUGAACAUCAUCCGCAAGUUUAUGGACAAGCAGAAAAAUGACGCCUACAAGGAUAUGCUCCGUCAUCGACAGCAACUGCCGGCAUGGUACAAAAUGAAUGAAAUUAUUACCUUCAUCGAAUCCUCUCCAGUUUUGGUAAUUAGCGGCGAGACGGGUUGUGGCAAAUCCACUCAAGUGCCUCAAUUCAUUUUGGAUAAUUGGCUGUUUCAGUCGUCGAAGCUGGACCGGAAGGUGCCGCACGUGGAAAUCAUCUGCACCCAACCGAGGCGGCUAUCCGCCAUCGGAGUGGCCGAACGAGUCGCCGAAGAGCGUGUGGAACGGAUUGGAAAUACCGUUGGGUAUCAGAUUCGAUUAGAAAACAAAAUUUCCACCUCGACUAGGCUUACGUUCUGUACCACGGGAAUCCUGCUUCGUCGAUUGCAGUCCGAACCCACACUGGACAACGUGACGCAUAUCAUAGUGGACGAAGUACACGAACGAUCUGAGGAAUCCGAUUUCCUACUGUUGAUUCUGAAGGAAUUGCUCGAGAAGCGACGCGAUUUGAAGGUGAUCCUCAUGUCGGCAACGCUGAACUCGAAUCUUUUUUCGUCGUACUUCGGAGACGUACCGGUACUGGACAUUCCCGGGCGGACGUUUCCGGUGGAACAGCUGUUCCUGGAAGACAUCCUGGAACGAAGUGGUUUUGUGCUAGAAACCGACUCGCAGUUUUGUCGGAAGCUGCGCAAAGGCGAAGAAGAACAAUUGAUGCAAGAACUGGAGUAUGCGGAUGUGAAGGCGUCCAACGCAGCCCCAGGCAAGAGCAUCAAGGACGAGAAUCUGAAGCUGGCCGAUAUGUUUGCGCGUUAUUCGGAUUACUCCAAACCAACGUGCAAAACCCUCUACCUGAUGGACCCGUUGCGUAUCAAUCCGGAGCUGAUCGAGCAUGUUCUGCGCUACAUCGUCGAAGGAACCGAUCACGGUUGGCCCCGGGAGGGAACGAUUUUGGUUUUCCUACCAGGUCUAGCCGAAAUUAAAACCAUUCACGAGACACUGUGCGAUAGUAAAUUGUUUGGUCCACGGGAAGACAAGUUCAUUCUGGUGCCGCUUCACUCUAGCCUGAGCAACGAAGAGCAAACGUUGGUGUUCAGAAAGGCCCCGAAAGGAAAGCGGAAAAUUGUACUUAGUACCAACAUUGCCGAAACGUCGGUUACGAUCGACGAUUGUGUGUUCGUGGUGGAUUGCGGGCAGAUGAAGGAAAAGAGUUUUGAUUCAAAUCGAAAUAUGGAAUCUUUGGACGUGGUUUGGGUUUCGCGGGCAAAUGCCUUGCAACGGAAGGGUCGAGCCGGUCGUGUUAUGCCGGGUGUUUGCAUACAUCUGUUCACCAGGCCACGUUUCACGAAUCACAUUCUGUCGCAACCAGUGCCGGAAAUUCAUCGAAUACCCCUGGAACCGUUGCUGCUGAGAAUCAAAACACUUCACACGCUGCACGGGAGAUCUCUGAAGGAUGUUUUGGGUGCAACCAUUGAACCACCGAGCGAGGAGAACAUCGUAGCCGCCAAAAAACGUUUGAUUGAUGUGGGUGCCUUCGAUUUGGAGGAACAGUUGACGCCUCUGGGACAUCACUUAGCCACUCUGCCGGUCGAUGUGCGGAUAGGAAAAUUAAUGCUUUUCGGUGCAAUUUUCCAGUGCUUAGACAGCGUGCUAACGAUUGCCGCUUGUUUGAGCUUCAAAAGUCCGUUCGUAUCGCCGUUCAGCAAACGAGAUGAGGCCGACAGUCGCAAGCGUCUGUUUGGCAUAGCCAACAGUGACCAUUUGACCAUGCUGAACGCGUAUCGUAAGUGGAAAGAUACAACCAAACGAAGUCGUUAUGCCGCCCAAUGCUACGCGGAAGAGAAUUACCUUUCUUCGAAAACACUUCAAACGAUUGGUGAAAUGAAAUAUCAAUUCCUGGAGUUGCUCAUUUCGAUUGGAUUCGUUCCGGUAGACCUGUCCGGUCGACGGGGGAAGUUCGUCAAAGACGAAAUACUUGAGCUUACCGGGGCUGAAAUUAACGCAAACGGUGACAACAAUCGACUGCUCGCGGCCAUCCUUUGUGCGGCGCUCUAUCCAAACGUCAUCAAAAUCCUUACACCGGAGAAAAGUUUCAUCAGCGGAGCAGGAGGAGCCGUACCAAAACAACCUCAACCUUCCGAUUUACGCUUCAAAACCCAACAGGACGGGUACGUCUUUCUGCACCCAUCGUCCAUCAACUCCCGGUUUGGUCACUUCAAUUCUCCCUACUUGGUCUACCAGGAAAAGGUGAAAACCACACGAAUCUAUAUCCGCGAGACAACCAUGGUCCCCCUGUUGGCGAUGGUGCUCUUUUCCGGAAGUGAUCUGAGAAUCGAACUGCACGGUGGAGAUUUCGUGAUUCUGCUGGAAGAUGGUUGGAUUGUGCUGCAGGCGGAAACCCACGAGGUAGCCGAAAUGAUGAAGUUCCUGCGGUUGGAGCUGGCCAAAAUGCUAGCACUAAAGAUCGCUGAUCCACUGUUGAAUCUGACCAAUCACGAACACGGCCGGAAGGUGAUCGGGACGAUCGUACAGUUGAUCAACAAGGAGUAAGAAGCCAACUGUUGUAAUGUGAUUGCUAUGUUGAACUAGUUUUUUUUAUGCUGUCAAGGUAUGACCUAGAGAAAUGUACCGCAUAUAUGUUAUGUAUUUAAAAAAAUA